GGAGGCUCAUGGGGUCCUGUUGUGUCUCCUCCCCACAGGCCUCAGACUCCACCCCCGCCCCCUAAGCGGCCGGAGAGCUGGGAGCAUGCGGGUCCCAGGGCGGCAGAGAAGUCAGAGGAGGGGGACAUGUACGAGGCGCCUCCCUGUGAGAGCCAGGCCUGGAAGGUGGCUCCAGCCAAGAGGCCGGAGGACAUGGACGGCACCUACCUAGAUCACGCCACUGCCCGGCGCUGCUCGGAGCCCUUCACCCUGCUGCCAGCCAAGUUCCUGUCGAAGCUCAGCCUGGGGCCUGGCACAGAUGCUGGCAACGGAGAGGAGAUGCCCCAGGGCCUGGCCUGCGGGAAAGGUCUGGACAGAACCUGGGCAAAGCUCCCGCCAGCUCCCGCCAGUUGCAGGGUCUCCCUGUCCAGCUCCUUCCCGAGGCCCCUGCCGACGCCUGCAGGCCCCGCUGCACCCCGGGCCUCGAGCAAAGCCCCAGCCUGGCCCAGGGGCAGCAGAUCCCUGGCAGAGGAUCCUGGCUUGCAGGACCAGGCCUGGUACGCUGGGAGCUGUGACCGGCACGUGGCAGAGAGCGUCCUGCAGGGGGUCAAUAAGGACAGCGCGUUCAUGGUGCGCCAGAGCUCAGGGCUGGGCUGGAAUCAACCAUUCACCUUGGUCGUGCUGUACAAGGGCCGCGUCUACAACAUCCCCAUCCGCUACCUGGAGAGCAGCCGCCAGUACACGCUGGGCAAGGAUGGGAAGAGCCGCGAGGAGCGGUUUGACAGCGUGGCCAGCAUCGUCCAGCACUACAGCGAGUACCCCCUGGUGCUGAUCGAGGGCAGCUCUGCCUCCAGGGCGCACACCUGCCUGCUCUUCCCUGUCAAGCCCUGAGGGCUGGGCCCGGCUGCUCCCACCCCCAGCUCUGCCAUGCGGGAUGCGAGGCUCUCUGCCCUGACUGCUGCAGGAUGGACAGCAGGGGGUGCCAGUGCUGCAGAAUGCCCCCGUGCUGGGCCGUGCAGCCCCUGCAGGGACAGGGCUUGGGGAGCUGGGAGCUCCCCCGUUCCGGCUGGAGUUACUGCUGCUUUCGCCUCUACAGCCCUGGUGGGGGCUGGCUCCUGUAGCCCUUGGCUCGGGCCCCUCUGCUGCGGUGGGGGAUUUGGAGCCUUUGGGUUUCUCUGGGUCUCGCUUGGCCUGCUGCUCAUGGUGGGACCUCCAAGCCCCUGGGGCUCCCGGCCGCGCUUGCCCCGUGU
Molecule: messenger RNA, 1229 nt
Organism: Dermochelys coriacea (leatherback sea turtle)
Lineage: Eukaryota; Metazoa; Chordata; Testudines; Dermochelyidae
Gene: SH2D6
Product: SH2 domain containing 6
Exons: 10
Coding region: 127-870 (247 amino acids)
Biological process (GO): cell surface receptor protein tyrosine kinase signaling pathway; intracellular signal transduction
Cellular component (GO): cytoplasm
Source: RefSeq, a predicted model, not a curated record